Molecule: messenger RNA, 2061 nt
Organism: Acytostelium subglobosum LB1
Lineage: Eukaryota; Evosea; Eumycetozoa; Acytosteliales; Acytosteliaceae
Exons: 5
Coding region: 1-2061 (686 amino acids)
Cellular component (GO): nucleolus
Molecular function (GO): nucleic acid binding; RNA helicase activity; ATP binding
Source: RefSeq, a predicted model, not a curated record
AUGUGUUUAGACGAUAGGAUUACAAAGGCAGUCAAGAAGAUGGGUUUUGAACAUCCAACACUGAUACAAGCAAAGGCUGUACCACUCUCAUUGCAAGGCAAAGAUAUACUUGCCAAGGCCAGAACAGGAAGUGGUAAGACUGCUGCCUACUCAAUCCCAAUCGUUCAAAAGAUCCUCAUGGCCAAGUCUGUUAAAGGAUUUAGUAAGGGAGUUAGAGCAGUUGUGUUGGUACCAACAAGAGAGCUAUGCGAGCAGGUUAGGAAUCACUUCCUUCAGGUGUGCUAUUAUUGUAUGCCCAUUGUGUCUGUAGUGCAAUUGGGAGGCGAUCAGUCAGAGGCUGAGCAGAGGGGUCUGUUGCGAGACAUUCCCGAUGUGAUCAUCUCGACACCCACUCGUCUGGUCACACAUCUCAAAGCACGCUCAGUCGUGUUGGAGAGCUCAUUGGAGAUGCUCGUCAUUGAUGAGGCUGAUCUCGUCCUGUCCUAUGGCUAUCAAGAGGACAUCAACUUUAUCAAGACUGCGCUGCCCAAGGUCUGUCAAGGAUUCCUCAUGUCUGCCACACUCACUCCACAAGUCGAGGAGCUCAAGAAGCUCAUCCUCCACACACCCGCCAUUCUCAGAUUGGAAGAGGAUCAUGCUGAGAAGGCUAACCUCUCAGAGUAUUCAAUCAAAUGCUCCAACAUGGACAAGUUCUUGUUGGUAUUCUCAUUGCUGAGACUAAAGUUGAUGCAGGGCAAGAUUCUAUUCUUUGUCAAUGACACUAACAACUGUUAUAAGCUCAAGUUGUUCUUGGAGAGAUUCCAUAUCAAGGCGGCAGUACUCAACUCUGAGUUGCCAAUCAACUCAAGACAUCACAUCAUCCUUCAGUUCAAUAAGGGAAUGUUUGAUUACCUUAUCGCCACUGAUGAGUCCUUCAGACAGACUGCCGUGGAGUUGAAUGAUGAUGAGGAGGAAGAUGUGGAUGUCAAGGAAGAGGAACUAGAGGACGAUGAUGACGAACAGGAAGAUGAUGAAGAGGAGAUUGACGUCGAUGAGCAAGAGAGUGGAGAUGAUGAGGAAAUCGAAGUAAAGGAGGAGAAGGUCACCGAUGACGAACAAGAGGACGAUGAUGAGGAUGAGGAGGAUGAGGAAGACGAGGAGUCAGAGAUCCAAGUUAAGGAGGAGAAGGAUAGCGAUGAUGAUGAAGAUGAUGCUGCCAACGAAGAUGAUUUCUUUAACAACAAGGAUGACGAUGAGGAACAAGAGGCUGAGGACGACGAAGAGACCAAGCCAGUUCCAAAGGUGAAGCACGAGAAGAAGACAAAAUACACAGAUACCGAGUAUGGUGUUGCCAGAGGUAUCGACUUUAGGAAUGUCGAUAUUGUGGUCAACUUUGAUUUCCCAAGAAGUGUAAAGAACUAUAUCCAUCGUAUUGGUAGAACAGCCAGAGGAAACAACAAGGGUAUUGGUCUGUCAUUCAUCACUGAUGAUAACAAUGAUCUGUUGUCCAAGGUACAGAAGGAGAGAGGACAGAGUGGCUAUCACUUGAAGCCAUUCGAGUUCAAGAUGAAUGCCAUCGAGGGAUUCAGAUAUCGUGUCGAGGAUGUUAUCAACACAAUCAGCAAGAAGGAGGUGGCUGCCGCCAGAAAGAAGGAGUUGGAGUUGGAAAUCAUCAACAGUGCAAAGCUAAAGAGUCACUUUGAAGCCAAUCCAAAGGAUUUGGAGGCACUGAAGCAUGAUGUACCACUGCUCAAGAGGAAGGUUGCAAAGAAUCUUCGUAUCAUUCCAGAUUACUUGUUGCCAGAGGCGAUGAAGUCAUCUGCCAACUCUAGACUGCAGGUCAUUCGCAGAGAGAGACCAGCUAACAGCAACAACAACAGCGCGGCAACAAAGAAGAAGAAUGAUAUAUUGAGCAAUUUCCACAAGAAGAAGAAUCAACAGAAGCAACAGAAGCAGUUUGAGCAGCAGUCAAAGAAGAGAGCCGAUCCAGAUCAACUUGUCAGACAGUAUCAGAUCAAGGAGAACGAUGUCAACAGCUCUGGUGGUCUCAAGUCAACCAAGAAGCUCAAGCUUAACAAAUAA